Staurois parvus is the source of this 290-nucleotide messenger RNA. The record is from the annotation of a GenBank genome assembly. NCBI's taxonomy places the organism in Eukaryota, Metazoa, Chordata, Amphibia, Anura, Ranidae.
AAGUGUCCGGACUGGAAGAGGGUGAAAGUGUCCGGACUGGAAGGGGGUAAAAGUGUCCGGACUGGAAGGGGGGGGAAAGUGUCCGGACUGGAAGGGGGGGUGAAAGUGUCCGGACUGGAAGGGGGUGAAAGUGUCCGGACUGGAAGGGGGUGAAAGUGUCCGGACUGGAAGGGGGUGAAAGUGUCCGGACUGGAAGGGGUGAAAGUGUCCGGACUGGAAGGGGGUGAAAGUGUCCGGACUGGAAGGGGGGGAAAGUGUCCGGACUGGAAGGGGGUGAAAGUGUCCGGACU